Molecule: messenger RNA, 950 nt
Organism: Syzygium oleosum
Lineage: Eukaryota; Viridiplantae; Streptophyta; Magnoliopsida; Myrtales; Myrtaceae
Exons: 4
Coding region: 66-575 (169 amino acids)
Biological process (GO): endoplasmic reticulum to Golgi vesicle-mediated transport
Cellular component (GO): TRAPP complex
Source: RefSeq, a predicted model, not a curated record
CUUGGCUGGACGGGACCCGGGUUCCCGGUGUCUUCUUCAGUCGAAACCCGCGAACCGAAAAAGCGAUGCAGUUCUUCGGAGGCUCCGACAUCAGCCCGUCGCCGCCGGCGCCGACGGCGGCGGGGCACAACGCGAACGUGAUGUACGUGUUCAACCGGAACGGCGUGUGCUUGUUCUACCGAGAGUGGAGUCGUCCCCUCCGAACCCUAAGCCCCCAGCAGGACCACAAGCUCAUGUUCGGCCUCCUCUUCUCCCUCAAAUCGCUGACCGCCAAGAUGGAUCCGACCAGUGCAGACAAAGGAAAUCUUGGGGUGCCCCAGUUACCGGGCCAGGGUUGUUCAUUUCACAGUUUCCGCACUAACACCUACAAGCUUAGUUUCAUGGAAAGUCCUUCUGGUAUAAAGAUAAUCUUAAUUACACAUCCUAGGACCGGUGAUCUACGGGAAGCUCUGAAGUACAUAUACAGUCUAUAUGUUGAAUAUGUGGCUAAAAACCCUGUCUACGCUCCAGGAACUCCUAUCAGGUGUGACCUUUUCAAUACAAAUCUUGACCAAUAUGUAAGGAGCAUUUCGUAAAACCUCGGUACGGAGCUAAAUACGUAUGUGCCUUUUGGUCAUGUAUCAAGCUUAAUGGACAAUUUGGAGAGAUGGGUAAUAUGCCCGCUUGGUGUAUUAUGUGCCUUUCUCUUUGCUGCCAGUUCUAGUCCAACUCCAAUCAUCCUACGCUUAUGUACCAGCUGCUUCCUUCAGUGGAGGGUUAGAGGAGGAAUUCUUCUAUGCUCCUAUUUCUUCAAUAUGGAUGAUAGUGAUCAUUCCUGCGCACAUUACUCUGUGGCUCUCCUUUUUCCUUAUUUUACGGCUUUGUUAUUGGGAUGCGUAGAUGUUAUUGGAAGGCGUUGAUUCUCGUGUCUUGAUUUAAAUCGAGCCCAUGUAGGUUUACAUGAUUCAAAA